UUUGAGAGGGCAGCAAGGGAAGCCAUCAACAAGAUGAUGCAGUCUGGGGUUCCUUCGUGCUCGGUUUGCGGUGAGCAGAUCGGAUUGGCAUCAAAUGGUGAAGUCUUUGUGGCUUGCCAUGACUGCAACUACCCUCUCUGCAAGUCUUGCGUGGAGUAUGAGCUGAAGGAAGGCCGCAACGCCUGCAUGCGUUGUGGCACUCCUUAUGAUGAGAACUCUGCAAUGGCGGAUGGAGAAAGAGAGGAAUCAGGCAACCAUACUACCAUGGCUGCUCAGCUCAAUAACAGUCAAGAUCUUGGACUUCAUGCUAGAAACAUUAGCAGUGUUUCUACUAUGGACAGUGAAUACAAUGGUGAAUCGGGGAACCCGAUAUGGAAGAACAGAGUGGAGAGCUGGAAAGAGAAGAAAAACAAGAAGAAAAAGCCAGAAAAGAAGGCUGCAAAAGAAGAAGAAAUCCCAGCAGAGCAGCAGAUGGAAGAAAAGCCACAGUCUGCAGAUUCUGCAGAGACACUUUCAUCAGUGAUUCCAAUUCCAAAGUCCCAAAUCGGGCCAUACAGAACUAUCAUCAUUAUGCGCCUCGUAAUCCUUUCCCUCUUCAUCCACUAUAGAGUCACAAAUCCAGUUGACAGUGCUUAUCCUCUGUGGCUUACUUCUGUCAUCUGCGAGAUCUGGUUCGCGUUUUCUUGGGUGUUGGAUCAGUUCCCUAAAUGGGCUCCCAUCAACCGCGAGACAUACGUUGACAGGCUCUCUGCUUGGUUCGAGAGAGAGGGCGAGCCCAACGCGCUGGCUCCUGUGGAUUUCUUUGUCAGUACGGUGGAUCCCAUGAAAGAACCGCCUCUGAUCACUGCCAACACUGUUCUGUCAAUUCUUGCUGUCGAUUAUCCUGUCGAAAAGGUCUCGUGCUACGUCUCUGAUGAUGGUGCUGCCAUGCUGACAUUCGAGUCUCUGGCCGAAACUGCUGAAUUCGCAAGGAAAUGGGUGCCGUUCUGUAAAAAGUUUGCGAUUGAGCCACGGGCACCCGAGUUCUACUUCUCCCAGAAGAUUGAUUACCUAAAGGACAAAGUGCAGCCUUCUUUUGUCAAGGAAAGAAGAGCAAUUAAGAGAGAAUAUGAAGAGUAUAAAGUGAGGAUAAAUGCUUUAGUUGCCAAGGCUCAAAAAACACCAGAAGAUGGUUGGACCAUGGCAGAUGGAACAUCAUGGCCAGGAAAUAAUACAAGGGACCACCCUGGCAUGAUUCAGGUUUUCUUAGGAAACACUGGUGCCCAUGACAUAGAUGGAAAUGAACUCCCUAGGCUGGUUUAUGUAUCCAGAGAGAAGAGGCCAGGAUAUCAACACCACAAAAAGGCUGGUGCAGAAAAUGCUCUGGUGAGGGUAUCUGCAAUUCUUACAAAUGCACCCUACAUUCUCAAUCUUGAUUGUGAUCACUACGUUAACAACAGCAAGGCCAUCCGGGAAGCAAUGUGUUUCCUGAUGGAUCCACAAGUCGGGCGAGAUGUAUGCUAUGUGCAGUUCCCUCAGAGAUUUGAUGGCAUCGACAAGAGCGACAGAUAUGCCAACAGGAAUGUCGUGUUCUUCGAUGUUAACAUGAAAGGAUUGGAUGGCAUCCAAGGACCGGUUUAUGUGGGAACUGGAUGUGUUUUCAACAGACAAGCGCUUUAUGGUUAUAGCCCUCCAAACAUGCCCAGAUUAUCCAAAUCUUCAUCGUCUUGUUCGUUUGGAAGCUGCUGCUGCUGCUGCCGAGGCAAGAAGCCAGCGAAAGAGAAGGAUCCCUCAGAGCUUUACCGCGAUGCCAAGAGGGAAGAUCUCAAUGCUGCCAUCUUUAAUCUAAAGGAAAUUGAGAGUUAUGAUGAGUAUGAGAGGUCAUUACUCAUCUCUCAGAUGAGCUUUGAGAAAACCUUCGGCAUAUCUUCCGUCUUCAUUGAGUCCACAUUAAUGGAGAAUGGGGGAGUGCCUGAUUCUGCAGAUCCUUCUACACUCAUCAACGAAGCAAUUCAUGUCAUCAGCUGUGGAUAUGAAGAAAAGACUGCAUGGGGUAAAGAGAUUGGGUGGAUAUAUGGAUCAGUGACUGAGGAUAUCUUGUCGGGGUUCAAGAUGCAUUGCCGGGGAUGGAGAUCAAUUUACUGCAUGCCAGUAAGGCCUGCAUUCAAGGGAUCAGCACCAAUCAACUUGUCCGACAGGUUGCACCAGGUUCUUCGAUGGGCUCUAGGAUCUGUCGAGAUUUUCUUCAGCAGACAUUGUCCUCUCUGGUAUGGAUUUGGCGGCGGCCGCCUUAAAUGGCUUCAAAGGCUCGCCUAUAUCAACACCAUUGUCUACCCUUUCACCUCCAUUCCCCUCGUUGCAUACUGCUCUUUGCCUGCCAUUUGCCUCCUCACCGGAAAAUUCAUCAUCCCAACGCUAUCGAACCUUGCAAGUGCUCUGUUUCUUGGGCUGUUUAUGGCCAUCAUCGUGACAGGAGUACUGGAGUUGCGGUGGAGCGGCGUGAGCAUAGAGGACUGGUGGCGUAACGAGCAGUUUUGGGUGAUCGGCGGCGUUUCAGCUCAUCUCUUCGCCGUCUUCCAAGGAAUCCUCAAAAUGAUUGCGGGGAUAGACACCAACUUCACCGUCACGGCGAAAGCGGCAGACGACGGAGAGUUCGGGGAGCUCUACCUCUUCAAGUGGACCACAGUCCUAAUCCCUCCGACCACCAUUCUCAUCGUCAACUUGGUCGGAGUUAUCGCCGGCUUCUCCGACGCCCUCAACAGCGGCUACGAGUCCUGGGGGCCAUUGUUCGGCAAAGUUUUCUUCUCGUUAUGGGUCAUCUUCCAUCUCUACCCAUUCUUGAAAGGUCUCAUGGGUCGCCAGAAUCGCACCCCCACCAUUGUUGUGCUUUGGUCGGUGCUGUUGGCGUCGGUUUUCUCGCUCAUCUGGGUCAAGAUCAAUCCGUUUGUUGCCAAGAAUGACCCUUCAACCUUGGCUCAGAACUGCAUUUCCAUUGACUGUAGUUGAGCUUAGCUUCCAUGCAUGGCCGCUGCAGAAGAAGAAGAAGUUAUAUAUAUCAUGGUUUUGUGCUGGGACGACAGCCUUAAUUAGAUCUUCAUGCUCUGCUCUCAAUUUUUCUACUUGCUGUUUUUGUGUUUGAUUAGCAUAAAACCACCAAGAAUUGUGUUGACAAUGCAAAUGUUUCUUAUUUGCUUUUGAGUUUGAUGGAAUUUAAUGUACAAAAUACAAAGGGAAAUGAGAAAAUUUUGUAAAAAAGAAAAAAAAAAAAUAGAAUUAUACUUGAUUUAUAAAAGUGAAAUAAUUGCUUUUCAA
Ipomoea nil (Japanese morning glory) is the source of this 3291-nucleotide messenger RNA. Its product is annotated as cellulose synthase A catalytic subunit 8 [UDP-forming]. Gene Ontology annotation, biological process: plant-type primary cell wall biogenesis; cellulose biosynthetic process. Gene Ontology annotation, molecular function: cellulose synthase (UDP-forming) activity. The transcript is spliced from 13 exons. The coding region runs from base 34 to 2985 and encodes 983 amino acids. Lineage: Eukaryota; Viridiplantae; Streptophyta; Magnoliopsida; Solanales; Convolvulaceae. The record is from RefSeq and is a predicted model, not a curated record. Gene Ontology annotation, cellular component: plasma membrane; trans-Golgi network.